Heterostelium album PN500 is the source of this 570-nucleotide messenger RNA. Its product is annotated as DUF1764 domain-containing protein. The record is from RefSeq and is a predicted model, not a curated record. The transcript has 2 exons. The coding region runs from base 1 to 570 and encodes 189 amino acids. NCBI's taxonomy places the organism in Eukaryota, Evosea, Eumycetozoa, Acytosteliales, Acytosteliaceae.
AUGUCACUUUCUGAACUAAGAAAGAAGUUUACAAAAGGUGAUACUUCCACCACAACAACAACAGCAACAAAGACGUCAGCAAAACAGGGUGGUAGUAGUAGUAGCAAUUCGAUUUUAACAACUAAAAAAGAAACACCAAAGAAAUCAAUAAAUACAUCGACACCAUCAUCAUCAUCAUCAGCAAUCGAAAAGAAAAAGAAAUCAGUAACAUCAACAACAUCGACUACAACAAAGAAUAACAAAGUUAAUAAAACAAAUGAAGCAUCAAAAGAAUUAGAUUUAGAUCAGCUAUUUGAAAAGAAGAAACAAGUCGAUAAAAUAAAAAAGAUUAAAGUACAGGAGGAACAAAUCAAACAACAACAACAACAACAAAAGCAAGUAGAGUCAAAAUCAAAGAAAUCAAGACCUGUAGAUGAUGAUGACUUCUUUGAUAGUAGAGGUACAAAUAUUAAAGAAAGAAAAUAUUUCGAAGGUAUGCCUGUUUAUACAGAAGAAGAAUUGGGAUUGGAUCGUGACUAUGAAGAAGGUGAUACUGAACUAUGUCCGUUCGAUUGUCAAUGUUGUAAAUAA